This is a messenger RNA of Scheffersomyces amazonensis, 693 nucleotides long. RefSeq names its product mitochondrial 54S ribosomal protein bL31m (gene MRPL36). Gene Ontology annotation, biological process: mitochondrial translation. The record is from RefSeq and is a predicted model, not a curated record. The transcript has a single exon. Gene Ontology annotation, cellular component: mitochondrial large ribosomal subunit. The coding region runs from base 77 to 586 and encodes 169 amino acids. Lineage: Eukaryota; Fungi; Ascomycota; Pichiomycetes; Serinales; Debaryomycetaceae. Gene Ontology annotation, molecular function: structural constituent of ribosome.
ACUAUGGAGAGCCCUAGUAGUCAAGUCAAAGACGUUAACUAAUACUAUAACUAUAACUAUAACUACAUAAAUAAAAAUGUUUAGUAGAAGUAUAGUAAGAUCCACUAAUAGCAUACUGCAAACUUUCACUCGUAAUGUGUCUCGUAAUGUGUCUAUGCUGGGGGAAGUUACCCUUUCCAAUAGAAGAAUCAUGAGAAAAAUCAAGAUGGGGAAAGCUAGACCAGCAAUCUUUUAUCAAUUCGAUACAUUAGUUGAAUUAAGUGACGGAUCUGUGGUUCGUAGAAGGUCACAAGCACCUAAAGAUGAAAUUAGAAUGAUUUCCGAUCAAAGAAAUAGUGAACUUUGGAAUCCUCAUAGAUCUGAUUUGGUUCUGGUGGAUCCAAAUUCAGCAGGUAAAAUUCAAAAGUUUAAUGAAAGAUACUCAUUAUUUGAAGGUAAAGCAGACAUACCGAGCGAAACUGAUGAAUCUCCUAAGCAGUCAAGUGCCAAGAAAGAUGAUUUCCUUGCCUUAUUAGGUGAAAAUGCUACUGAAGUUCAAAAAGGUGGUAAAAUGUUUAGUAAAAAGGAAUUAAAGACUAGAAAAUAAACAACUAACUAACUAAGUAAACUACACCCUGUACAUAAAUAUAUGAAAAUUCUACUUCUAUUAUACAUACUUUUUACUAUAUACAUGCAAAUAAAUGAUAUGUUACA